AUGAGCCGACCUAAGCAACGGGACCCAAGCUUAACAGACUCCUACACGGUGGCAUGGAUCUGCGCUCUUGAAGAGGAAUACUUCUGUGCAUGCCGUAUGCUUGACGAAGAAUUCAAUGGACUGGAGAUAAGCGAAGACAAUGACGACAACACAUAUCUGGUCAGUAUGGCACGAAUUCAGCGGGCUCGUGUUGCACGCGAUAUGGUCAGAGCCUUUCCGCAUCUGCGGUUUGCAUUAAUGGUGGGCAUCGGAGGUGGCGCACCAAGUCCCCGAAAUGACAUCCGAUUAGGGGAUAUUGUUGUAAGUCAACCGAAAGAUGGGUCCGGCGGGGUGAUUCAGUAUGAUCUGGGCAAGUUGAAGGAUGGCCGGUUUCAGAAGACAGGUCAAUUGAAUACACCACCUGAGAAACUUCUAGGAGCCAUUCCUGAGAUGCGCAGACUGUACAGAGACAAAAAGAAGCCAGAUAGACUCGCGGAACAUCUUCGACUUCUUGAUGACAUGGAAGACUAUCAAAAGCCAGCUGUUGAUUGGCUUUACGCUGCAGACUAUUCACAUGUGGAUGGACCAAAUUGCGAUAGAUGGGACGUACGAGCAACGGUGGUCCGCCCAGAGCGUCAGAAUUAUCGUACACUCCAUGUCCAUUACGGUAAUGUUGCGUCGGGGAAUUCCGUUCUCAAGGACGCGAAAAUGCGGGAUGUAUAUGCCCAAGACCCUGAGCUGAAUAUCCUUUGCUUUGAGAUGGAAGCUGCAGGUCUCAUGAACAAUAUCCCAUGUCUAGUUAUCCGCGGAAUCUGCGAUUAUUGUGACUCACCUAAGAAUGAUGAGUGGCAUAAAUACGCUGCGCUCGCUGCUGCUGCUUAUGCGCGAGAGCUCCUGCUGGUUCUACAGCCGCAACGUGUGGAUGCCAUGCCCCCUUGGGCUGAGCGAGUGGCUCAAGAACUUGAACAAGUUAAUCGUGAGUUGACUAGGCUGAGCCACAGCCAAAAGUAA
Aspergillus alliaceus is the source of this 990-nucleotide messenger RNA. Its product is annotated as 5'-methylthioadenosine/S-adenosylhomocysteine nucleosidase family protein. Bases 1 to 990 code for a protein of 329 amino acids. The record is from RefSeq and is a predicted model, not a curated record. Gene Ontology annotation, biological process: nucleoside metabolic process. The transcript is spliced from 3 exons. NCBI's taxonomy places the organism in Eukaryota, Fungi, Ascomycota, Eurotiomycetes, Eurotiales, Aspergillaceae. Gene Ontology annotation, molecular function: catalytic activity.